This is a messenger RNA of Spizellomyces punctatus DAOM BR117, 1663 nucleotides long. RefSeq lists its product as uncharacterized. The transcript has a single exon. The record is from RefSeq and is a predicted model, not a curated record. NCBI's taxonomy places the organism in Eukaryota, Fungi, Chytridiomycota, Chytridiomycetes, Spizellomycetales, Spizellomycetaceae. The coding region runs from base 8 to 1546 and encodes 512 amino acids.
UUCCCCCAUGACAUCCCGCGACGAUUUCCGACCCGACCUUCCGCCCGAGCUCCUGACGCACAUUCUAACCUUUCUCAUUCCCACACCUCCGCGCCAUCCACCAAUCUGGGAUGUCCCGUCAAGCAAAAACAGUCGAAAUAACGUGGCACACAUUCUCUUUCCUUUCCUCCUAGUCAACUCGGCAUGGUUUCACGCUACAUCCAAACUAUAUUGGAGAACUCAAGUCUGCGACUCAGGUCCGAAGACCGAGUGGGCGUUGAGGGUUCUUCGGUGGUCGAAACAUGGGGAAACCUUGGGAACAUACCAUGCACACCUUCGUGAAUUGCAUGUGGGUGAACGUACACCCAGGCCUGCUCGCGAGUCCCCACUCAACUGGAAGGUCUCAAUGGACGUUGUCGUCAAACUGAUUCGAAUAUCCGCAUUAACGCUGACGAGGUUAUGUGUUUCAGAGGCACGAGUACAGGGUGACUGGGAAGGACGGAAAAAGGAUUCAAUGUCGACUGUAUGGGAAUGUGUUUUGGGGAUUGAGAUGCCCUGUUUGAAGAGCUUCAAGUUGGUAACGACUUGCUCGGAUAUGGUUUUGAGACAGAGUGCAAGUCAUAGAAUACAAAGGCGGUCGGAACCUCUUGGGAUUAUAGAUCUGGAACUGACAAACCUCGCUGGGAUGAUCUCGGAUGAAACCAUCAUUGGCAUUAUUACCAUCAUGCCACACCUCCGCACUCUCUUCCUGUCCCGUACCUCGGCAACGGAUGUUGCUCUAACAGCGCUUUCAACAACCUGCGGUCAGUCGCUACGUCACCUCUCGUUACACGCCGCUGGGUCCGUUCAAACAGAGUCCCUCAAAUCCUUUUUGGAACAUACACCCAAUCUCCGCACUCUAAAUAUUCCGAAAAUAUCUCCAAUUGCCCAAUCUCUUUCGUCACCUUUUGAUCCAUCCGUUACUCGCCUCGCAUGGUCCGAUGACCUCCUCUUAUCCCUCGGUGAAUCCUGUCCGCAUUUAUCGACACUCGAUCUGGACAUGUGGAACAUUACACCCCCAACACUUGAAAAAAGUCUUCAGAAACUUCCUAUAGAGAAUCUCAGGCUCUAUAAACUUGGGACGCCCUUGCAAACCCUUCCUUCUCUCCCGCAUACCCUAAGAAUGUUUAUCGCCCAUUAUACACAUCUAGCAUCCUCCAUUGAAUCGGUUAAUCAGAGUAUGGGGAUUCUUGCCGGGUUGCCAAAUUUAACCUAUCUGAAUGUGACGGAUAGAGUGAGGAGACAUAAAAAGGAGUUGGGGACUGCAUUUAUCGUUCGUGUCGCAUUCUCAUUACCGAGUGUUGAAUUUGUUAUUGGCCAUGAGUGUGGGGGAGAUGCUUUUGGUGAGUAUGCCAAAUCCUGGGGAUUUGAGAGAAACGGGGUAGUAUAUGAUAAAGACGGGCUGGAGAUGGUGAGGAAGUAUAUCAGUGCCUAUUUUCCGGGUGUGGAUGGUACCAGAUCCGUAGGGAGGGAGGAAGCUAGGGAUAUUGUCAGAGAGAUGGCGGCGGCAACUGACGAAGUGGAGUAAAUGUGUUAACAGAUCAACCUGCUCCAAACAUGACUGAAAAUCAUCACCUUGGCACACAAGAAUAUAUCAGAAGAGGUCAAUUCUUUUAUUUGUUCAAAAAAUCAAAUUUCAUUUUCC